Mercurialis annua (annual mercury) is the source of this 1606-nucleotide messenger RNA. RefSeq names its product OVARIAN TUMOR DOMAIN-containing deubiquitinating enzyme 1. NCBI's taxonomy places the organism in Eukaryota, Viridiplantae, Streptophyta, Magnoliopsida, Malpighiales, Euphorbiaceae. Gene Ontology annotation, cellular component: nucleus. Gene Ontology annotation, molecular function: cysteine-type deubiquitinase activity; ubiquitin binding. The record is from RefSeq and is a predicted model, not a curated record. The coding region runs from base 16 to 1131 and encodes 371 amino acids. The transcript is spliced from 10 exons. Gene Ontology annotation, biological process: protein K48-linked deubiquitination.
GGUUGUCCCCAAGCAAUGCAGCAAAUUCAUAUAUUUUCUUUAAAAACAAAAAACACUAUAAAAGGAGUUAGUCACAGAAAACUUACGCAUACUAAACGAAUAAAAGUUAAAGAGGAUAAAUGGCGAUCUUUAGCAAUUAAAUCAAAUCAAAUCAAAUCGAACCUAAUUAGAAACAAGAACAAUUUUGCAGCUGUAGAUCAAAUCAUCAAACAACCGAACAAUUUUCAGAGCAAGAUGCAACAUCAAGAAGAGAACGUAGCGGAGGAGACGAAGGCUAGCGUUGAGAAUGAGCAAGAUUGGGCUAAUUUUGGAGACGAGGAUAUUAUUCAACAUCAGUCUUCUGUUCGCUCCAUUGAUGCCGAUAAACUUCCAUUUCUCAGUGACAAGGAACCUCUUUCUGCAUUAGCUGCUGAAUAUCAAUCAGGGAGCCCUAUUUUGCUUGAGAAGAUAAAGGUGCUUGGUGAACGUUAUGAUGCUAUUAGGCGAACACGAGGGGAUGGAAAUUGUUUCUUUCGGGGCUUUAUGUUUUCUUACCUUGAGCAUAUCUUGGAAACACAAGACAAGGCAGAAGUUGAUCGUGUCAAAAUAAAUGUGGAAGAAUGUAGAAAAACACUUCAGAAUUUGGGUUAUAUUGAUUUCACUUUUGAGGAUUUUUUUUCGUUAUUCUUGGAGCAGUUGGAUAAUGUUCUUCCAGGAAGUGAAACUUCAAUAAGUCAUGAUGAGCUUGUAGAUAGGUGUAGAGAUCAGUCGGUAUCAGACUAUGUUGUCAUGUUUUUCAGGUUUGUUACUUCUGGGGAAAUUAAAAGACGCUCUGAUUUUUUUGAACCCUUCAUAUUGGGAUUAACAAAUACAACAGUAGAACAGUUUUGCAAGUCUUCUGUGGAACCUAUGGGUGAAGAGAGCGACCAUGUGCACAUUACGGCCCUAUCUGAUGCAUUGGGUGUGGCGAUUCGUGUCAUGUACCUUGAUCGCAGUUCAUGUGAUACAGGCGGGGUUAGUGUAAAUCAUCAUGAUUUCCUUCCUGCUGCUGGCAAUCUGCCAAAUCCUACCAGUGAUGGUUCUACGAUCAAGGAUCCCUUCAUUACCUUGCUUUAUCGUCCAGGACACUAUGAUAUUCUCUACCCAAAGUGAUGCUCUUGAGUCUUGCCCACCCUGGCCGUUAAUAGAUUCCUGGUUAAUCGUGGGGAUACGCAAUUGAAAAUGACUGAUGGCAGGAAUCAUAGUGUUGUAAGGCAAAGGCGUAACGCUGAAUUGCUUUAUGCUGUAGCUUUUUGAAAAUAUUCAAAAUCCUUCUAAACAGUGCGAGUGAGGAUAUAAAAUUGCAAGGUUGCUUAAAAACAAGGGAUAAUCAGCAUUUGUAAUGCAUAUCUUGGGUUGGUCCUCACUUGUGUGAAUUUGCAUUCUUGCAGAGGGCGAUAUACUGUUGAUUCUGAUUUCCUUUUAUGCUGUUAAUUCUUGUUGUUUCUUUGUACCCAUACAUAAACAUAUCAUACUCCUGCAAAUUGCAGACGAUAGUAUUUUUAGGUGUCAACAACUAUAUCAUGUUGCCCCUGCCUGGUUGAGCAUUUUGUCUGGAAAGUCAUACCUGAGCUAUGGUUUAUUCUUA